AAAAGGAGAGAGGAAGACCUAACAAGUAUUUAAGACGAUGGCUAUAUGCAACAUUGCCCCUGAGUAUAAAAUUGGCGGUAAGAAGAAAUGAAAUAAUGAUGGACCUAUAGAAGAUAUUGGUGAUAAUUGUGAUUUGCUGCAACGAUUAAAAUACAAAUAAUACAAUGGCAAGAUUAAAGAAAUGCACAGAAAAAGAUGUAUCUAUGUUACUUGAAACUAAUUCAGACACAGAUGUAGAAGAGUCUACUGAAUGCUACACACCAAGAAAAGAUAUAAAAAGAGAUAGUUCAGAUACCUCAGUUUCUGACACAAUAUUUGAUAACAACAAAAGUCUCUUAUUACGGAAAAAUGCAUUACAAAAAGAACAAGUCUCCUUAAGACUCAGAUUGAGAAGGUCUACUGAGCAAAGCAGUUACAAAAUAGAUAGUGAUUCAGAUAAUGAAAGACCAAGAAGAUCAACAAGAAAUGUAAAACAUUUGAAAAGAUUACAAGAUGAAAAUCAAAUGCCACAUAAAGGUGUAAGAAUUGUAAAAUUACCUAAAAAAUACUCUGAUUAUGAUUGUUCUUCUCCUAAUAAAGAAAAACAUACUUUACGAAAAGAACAAAUUAAUUACAAAACAAAAGAAUCAUUUUCGUCUGUUAAUAAUGACAGAGAAAAAGUAAAUAAAGUACAUGAAAUUAAAUAUAACGAUUGCAAGGAUAAUGAUUCUGACACAGAUUGUAUUUGUAUUUCGUUUACUUCAAAUAAAAGAUCUACUAGGUCAAACACAAAGUCAAAAAGUAACAAACAGCAUUGUGCUACUUCCGUAGAAAACAAUGAUGAUGAUGAUGCUCUACCUAGGAUUAGAACCAGGUCGUCAAAACAUAUAUCCACAGAUGUAAUAUCUAAAAAAGAUAAUAUAAGCAAAGUACUACUUAAUGAAAAAACUGCAAUAAAUUCCAAGAUAAUUACAGCAGAAUGUACUUCACUUCAUAGAACUCCUAAAAAGCGAUUAUUCAAAAUGGAAUAUGAUUCAUCAGAUACAUCAGAUACCCCUAAAAGGAGGCUAUCUGCAAUACAACAUAGUGCACUGGAUCACACUCCUAAAAGACAAACAAAGAAUCAGGGUAGAAGAAUCUUAAAUAUUUCUAAUAAAUGUAAACUCACAGUACAUGAAACUGAAGAUAAAGAAAAAAUCGACGAAGUGUCUGUUAUAUGCAAAAGUACCAAAGAUAUGUCCAUUACAGUCAAACAAAGAAAGAAGAAUGCCAAGAACAUUGAUGAAUCAACAAUAAUACAAAAUGAUCCAAAUACUCCAAAAUCUCGCACAUCACUGAAGCAUAGUGCUUUAACACCAUCUAUGAAAAUAAGAAUUGGAGUCUUAGCUAAACCAAUUACACCAUUACAAAGGGCCAGAUCAAGAUUACAUGUUAGUGUAAUCCCGAAAUCCUUGCCUUGCAGGGAGGAGGAGUUUAACGAUAUUUAUACGUUUUUAGAAGGCAAAUUAAUGGACAAUAGAGGAGGAUGUAUUUAUGUAAGCGGUGUCCCAGGUACAGGUAAAACUGCCACAGUGAACGAAGUUGUAAAAUGCUUGAAACAUUCAGUAGAAAAGCAUAAAUUAGAUCAAUUUGACUUUGUUGAGAUUAACGGUAUGAGAUUAUCCGAGCCUAGACAAGCAUAUGUACAAAUUCUAAAACGGUUAUCUGGAGAAACUUUAACAUGGGAACAAGCAUAUAAUGCACUAGAAAAAAGAUUCAACAGCAAUGUUAAAAGGCCGAUGACAUUACUACUCGUAGAUGAGCUUGAUUUAUUAUGUACAAAACGACAAGAUGUAAUAUAUAAUCUUUUGGAUUGGCCCACUAAAGUCUCCGCACAAUUAGUAGUUAUUACUAUUGCAAACACUAUGGAUCUCCCAGAAAGAGUUUUAAUGGGUAGAGUCACAUCACGAUUAGGUCUUACCCGUGUUAGUUUUCAACCAUACAAUCACGAACAACUACAAGAGAUUAUAAUAACCCGGCUCAAAGAAACAAAUAUUUUUAAAAAUGAAGCUAUACAAUUAAUUGCACGUAAGGUGUCCGCUGUAUCGGGAGACGCUCGCCGUGCUUUGGACAUAUGUCGUCGAGCAGCAGAAAUUACUGAAAUACGUGAGGGAUCUACAGUGAGUAUGGAGGAUGUAAAUCAAGCUUUGUCAGAAAUGAUGGCAAACCCAAAAAUUCGAGCUAUAAAACAUUGCUCAAAAAUGGAGCAAGUAUUUUUACAAGCUGUAUGCGCAGAGGUCACACGAACCGGUGUCGAAGAAGUUUGUUUCAAGAACGUCUACAAACAAUUUGAAUCUCUAUGUUGUUUUGAUGGUUUCCAAACACCUAAUGUCACCGAGACUCUUGGUAUAUGCGACAGAUUAGGUAGUAGCAGAUUGUUAAUAUGCGAAGAUACGUCAAAUGAUAUAUAUCAAAGAAUGCUCUUAAAUGUGUCAAAGGAUGAUAUACAUUACGCGUUAUAGUAAAGUUUUGAUUAACGAUAUAUACAAUACCAAGGCCUAGAUAAAUGUUUCUAAUUUAACUACCUAAAAUAUGAAUGUACGUGUGUGUGGUUUUAAUAAUUAUAACGAUAAUAUAUUAUACAAGUUUCAUAAAUUCUGAUUGCAUUAUUUUGUUUACAAUUUUAUAAUGAUAAAAUACAAUAAAGUACAAAUUUUUAUAGUAA
Odontomachus brunneus is the source of this 2683-nucleotide messenger RNA. It is a transcript of the gene Orc1, whose product is annotated as origin recognition complex subunit 1. The transcript has 6 exons. Gene Ontology annotation, biological process: mitotic DNA replication checkpoint signaling; DNA replication initiation. Bases 165 to 2480 code for a protein of 771 amino acids. Gene Ontology annotation, molecular function: ATP hydrolysis activity; ATP binding; DNA replication origin binding. The record is from RefSeq and is a predicted model, not a curated record. Gene Ontology annotation, cellular component: nuclear origin of replication recognition complex. NCBI's taxonomy places the organism in Eukaryota, Metazoa, Arthropoda, Insecta, Hymenoptera, Formicidae.